AUGAGGCCAACACUGUUCCGUCCGUUCCAGUCGACUCUUCGAGUCUUGGGCCAUGAAAACCCCUUGGGCCUGCCGAAAUCUGGCACACCACCCAACUGGCCUAGGAGGCCCGCGAAAAGGAAGAUCACCGGUGUGGAGAAAAUAAUUGCUGUUUCUUCCGCCAAGGGUGGCGUCGGUAAGAGUACCGUUGCAGGCUACCGGGCGGGAAUCCUGGACACCGACAUCUUCGGCCCUUCUAUUCCAACACUCUUCAACCUUGCCGGAGAACCCAGGCUCUCACAAAACAACCAGCUGAUCCCGAUGACUAAUUACGGCGUCAAGACGAUGUCCAUGGGCUACCUCGUUCCAGAGGAUGACGCCGUGGUAUGGCGAGGGCCCAUGGUAAUGAAAGCCAUUCAGCAGCUACUUCACGAGGUUGACUGGGGUGGAUUGGAUAUUCUCGUGCUCGACCUGCCUCCAGGCACAGGCGAUACACAACUCACCAUUACACAGCAGAUCGUACUUGAUGGAUCCAUCAUUGUCACCACACCCCACACACUUGCUGUCAAGGACGCGGUCAAGGGCGUCAACAUGUUCAACAAGGUCAAUGUUGACAUUUUGGGCCUGGUCCAAAACAUGUCACUCUUCAACUGUCCACACUGUCACGGCGACACGCACGUUUUUGGGUCAAACGAAAGAGUCGAGCGCAUGUGCAGAGAGCACAAGAUCGACUUCCUAGGUGACAUCCCGUUGCAUCCGUCCAUUGGCGAUGAUGCGGAUCUGGGUAAACCCACCGUCGUAUCGGAACCAUCGAGUGCUAGGGCAGAAAUAUUCCUCAAGAUUGCAAAGGACAUUGCCCCGAAGAUCGACCUCCGCGCACCGUGA
Messenger RNA from Colletotrichum orchidophilum, 864 nucleotides. RefSeq lists its product as uncharacterized. NCBI's taxonomy places the organism in Eukaryota, Fungi, Ascomycota, Sordariomycetes, Glomerellales, Glomerellaceae. The coding region runs from base 1 to 864 and encodes 287 amino acids. The record is from RefSeq and is a predicted model, not a curated record. The transcript is spliced from 5 exons. Gene Ontology annotation, cellular component: mitochondrion. Gene Ontology annotation, molecular function: 4 iron, 4 sulfur cluster binding; ATP binding; ATP-dependent FeS chaperone activity. Gene Ontology annotation, biological process: mitochondrial respiratory chain complex I assembly; iron-sulfur cluster assembly.